This is a messenger RNA of Lycium barbarum (goji berry), 675 nucleotides long. RefSeq lists its product as uncharacterized. The record is from RefSeq and is a predicted model, not a curated record. Lineage: Eukaryota; Viridiplantae; Streptophyta; Magnoliopsida; Solanales; Solanaceae. The transcript has a single exon. The coding region runs from base 1 to 675 and encodes 224 amino acids.
AUGGACCAACAACAUGGUGGAAUACGAAGCAUGUAUCCUAGGCCUCAGGAUGGCGCUAGACAUGAACAUAAAAUAGUUGUUGGUAAUCGGGGACUCCGAUUUGCUCAUCAAUCAAGUGAAAGGAAAUUGGGCAACAAAAAUGACAAGAUACUCCCAUACGUGAAUCUAACACAAAGAUUGUAUGGAAGAUUCAAGAGUGUUGACUUCAAGCAUACUCCAAGGGCUCAGAAUGACUUCGCAAACGCAUUAUCCCUAAUAGCGUAUAUGAUCCAGCAUCCUGAGAGCACCCACAUUGAUCUGUUAGCGAUCACACUGAGAGAAGAGCAGGCUUACUACGCCUAUGUAGAGGCUAGGCCAUAUGGCCAACCAUGGUACGCCGAUAUUAAGGCCUACCUGGUAAAAGGGGAGUAUCCCCAGAGAGCUCUGCAAAUCAAAAGAAGACUGUCAGGAGAUUGGCCAAUAGCUUCUUCCAGAACAAAGAAGUACUAUAGAAAAAGGACCCUUGAUCUCGGGUUGCUCAGAUGCGUAGAUGCCGAAGAGGCCACGAAAUUGCUAAAAGAAGUGGACGUGGGGGCAUGCGGACCCCACAUGAAUGGAUUUUUCCUUGCUAAGAAAAUCCUGGGGAUAGAAUAUUACUGGAUGACCAUAGAGCAUGACUCCUGUAAAUUCCUGUAA